UAAACCCUCUGUAUUCUUCAUAAUUUGGUUCGCAGGAAUUUGAAGGCAAUGGAACAAAGUCCCCAAGUUCAUCAACCUCGCUAUGCAGAUGCGAGUUGGACUAUGGAGGUCGACUGUUCUUGUCCCGAGUGCAAGCAAAGGAUAAUUGAAAGCAUCGUAUCAAUUGUUGGUGUGUACGACAUUGACUUUAAUGGCACUCAAGGGAUAGUCAAGAUUUCAGGAGAGGUUGAUCCAAACAUGCUUAUCCGAACAGUUAGAAGAUGUGAUAGGCACGCUAAAAUACUUGGAGUUAGAAUAACUCAUCCUGAAUACGUGAAUAGAAAUAAUAAUAUUCGUCGUCGUGCAAAUUGUAACGAUCAUAAUCAUAAUCAUAAUCAAUAUCCGGCGGUUGAGUAUGGCCAAUGCAACGGCAGUGCACUAGCGCUCGAAGGCGGCGGUUGUGGCAGUGGCUAUGGUUAUAAUUCUAACUAUCAUCCUUCAAUUUAUCCGGCCGUGAGUGACAGGCUAGCCGCGGAGCUACAUGGCCGCCCUUAUGGUGGCUCCGGCGGCUUUUACCGGCAAUCAUAUCCUCAAAUGGAUUAUUAUUAUGACAGGAUGAGGGCUGAAGAAAGUUGGUGCACCAUCAUGUAG
Molecule: messenger RNA, 630 nt
Organism: Oldenlandia corymbosa var. corymbosa
Lineage: Eukaryota; Viridiplantae; Streptophyta; Magnoliopsida; Gentianales; Rubiaceae
Source: the annotation of a GenBank genome assembly